This is a messenger RNA of Striga hermonthica, 436 nucleotides long. The record is from the annotation of a GenBank genome assembly. NCBI's taxonomy places the organism in Eukaryota, Viridiplantae, Streptophyta, Magnoliopsida, Lamiales, Orobanchaceae.
UGGACGUAUAUACAUAUGUUAUCCCUCGGCCCUAGGAUUUUCGUUUCUUCAAAAUUGGAAUUUCAAGCUCAAGCCUAUCACAAGAAAUCCCAACAACCCCUUAAGUUUCUAACCAUCAAACACCUUACUCCAUCACCUCCUCAUUUUCAAACCGCCACCUACAACUCCAAGAAUAGGUCAAGAAACCAUUCCCCUCAAAGUAGGAGUUUAUCCCACACGCCCCUCACCACAUUUUCAAUUUUUGAACUAUAUUUUUGGGCUCUAUUUAAGGCCCUACUCCAGCAAGACACCCUCUUCAUUUGCUUUCUAAAAGAUCAGGAAAUAUUUUCCCUAGCCUUAAAGGUUUUGCCGCAGCACCCCUUGAAGCCAUCGACACCAUUCACACCAUUGUUUAACAGACAUUUUGAGCCAACAAGAGCCGACCGAGCUUUGCCUU